AUGCCUUUGAACAACUUCUCACAUCGACCGGGCUUCUAUAAGACGGUCCCCUGCAGGUAUUUCGACUUCCAUACCGGCCGAGAGCUGGAGCCACGAUGCCAGUCAGGCUCUCAAUGCGGCUACAUUCAUCCUGAUGACCCGCAAUGGGCACACCGCAAGAUGCCUCUCAAUAAGUCUCAGCAGCAGGUUGCGAAGCCAUAUUUCCCCCGCGGCCGUACACCACCGCCUCCCCCGCGAGCGUCUUCAUUAGGACCAGCAGAUUAUCGGAAUAAAUACCGGGCGCCGUCACCCCCACCGCGUGAACGGGAUCGUGAGAUCAAACCUGAUCCUGACGCACGUCGCGGGCGUUCAGUGGAACGGAUGCUGCACGACGAACCUCGACGCGGGCGGUCCACAGAGCGUAUGAUGGUCGACGACCCACGUCGCGAGCGGUACGAGCGCCCCCCGCCCAUGGACGUCGACCCGCGCGAUGCGAGUAGAGCGCCUCCAUAUGGCGCCUACCGAGAACACACCCGAGAGCCCCGGGAGCGCCGUGAACCGUCCCGGGAGCGCUAUCCAGACCCGGUCCUCCCGAGAGACCGGGGCAUUCCCACCGACCCCUCCUUCUCGAGCGUGACGCGCACACCGGUGAAAGCUGCCAUGUCCCUAGAACACCAUACUCCGGCCCGGGAGCCUGCGAAUGGUAAUGUUAGUGCAGGACCGUCUAACCAUCAACAGCCGCCCCUUACCUCUAUGUUCGACGCCACCGACGUCGCCGAAAGAGUUAUUGAGUCGUUCAAGAAGAUUGCUGAGAUGACGAACAAGGUGGUACUGGAUACAGCGGCCUACGACAAGGAAGAAGAGAAGCUCGAAACGUACAAUAACCUUGCGUCGACGUUGGCUAAGGUGUCUCCUGCCGCAGUGCAAGCGAUCACGCCGUCACUCGAGCUUGUCAUGGCCACUCGCAAACAACAACGCGAGAAGGUGCAACAAAAUUACUCUCGUUUGACGCAUGUCUGGGAAGAUGUCUUUGCACUGUUCGUUUCUGGCGCGACAAAAGCUAUUGAUGCUGCAGCUGACAACGCUGCAACACGUUUACGGAGAGAGGCCGACGUACAGGUUGAUCGUAUACGCGCCGAAGUAGACGCACACGUGAAGAGGAUUGCGCGAACUGCGCAGAGCGAGCGGGAUCUGACUACUCAUGCGAUCAAGAAGGCACAACGCGAAGAGAUCGUUUCACAGAAGCGCAAGUAUGACGAUGAGCGUCGCUGGGAAGAGCGUCCUGAGCGCUCGUCGUAUAUCAAGGAGCGCGAGAGUGCGAGUGGUUAUGAGCCGGAGGGCAAGCGGCCGAGAUAUAGCGAGAGGGAACUUGCUAGUUUUGCGGAGCAUAGUCGUACGCCGACGCAAAAUCAAUCCCAGCAGGCUGGUUUCCUGAGUGCUGGAGAGCCUCGCAAGGCGUCGCCACCUUCCAGUACUGCUUCAACGCAACACAACGCGCAGCUUACUGCUACUAACGGGGACGAGAUUCCGGGCAUGAUGACUACCACGUCCAGCAUCCAGAGUGGCACGCCGAUGGCUAUAGACGCGUCGCGUAAUGAGUCUCCCAUCAAGGUUCACCUCUGA
This is a messenger RNA of Peniophora sp. CBMAI 1063, 1602 nucleotides long. The record is from the annotation of a GenBank genome assembly. Lineage: Eukaryota; Fungi; Basidiomycota; Agaricomycetes; Russulales; Peniophoraceae.